Molecule: messenger RNA, 3133 nt
Organism: Aspergillus neoniger CBS 115656
Lineage: Eukaryota; Fungi; Ascomycota; Eurotiomycetes; Eurotiales; Aspergillaceae
Product: ankyrin repeat-containing protein
Exons: 9
Coding region: 1-3087 (1028 amino acids)
Biological process (GO): glycerophospholipid catabolic process
Molecular function (GO): protein binding; glycerophosphocholine phosphodiesterase activity
Source: RefSeq, a predicted model, not a curated record
AUGAGGUUCAGUCGAAAUAUUCACCUCCAUCAAGUCCCAGAAUGGGCGGAGCAUCAUGUUCCAUACAAUCGGCUCAAGAGACUGCUGAAGAUCGCUGUUGAGAAAGCGACAGAGGAGCAAACUCGUACCGACUUCUCAGAUGUGCAAUCAUGCCUAGACCUGAGCAUCGCGGGUCAUCUUCGGUUUCGCAAAGAGCAAGAAAGCUAUCUUCGAAAGCAAGCAGAGGAGAUACAGAGCCAUUACCGCAUAAGCCUUUGCAAUUUCGAUAUGACUACGGCGUACAAGCUCUCCCGGCUUGACAUUGAAAUCCUUUCCCAAUCGCUUUCUAGGUUUUCUAAGGAAGUUUCUCAACUGCAGCGGUACCAACGAUUGGACGUUGAAGCGGUUUCUCGUAUCCACACAAAGAUUGACAAAUAUCUGGGUAGGGAGAAAAACCGAUCUGCUGGACGAAAUAAUCUGGACAAAUUCAAGGAACAAAGUCCCUCGAGGAAACCUCUGGCUCGAAGCCUUGGAUUAUGGAUUGCUCAUCUACAGGAGGCACUUUCAGAUCCCAGCAGCAGGCCGAUCUACCCACAAUCCCCACUUUAUGAGGCACUACGGCAGGAUCAACCUUCAAUCGUGGUUUCUAUGGUAGAUGAGUCCUUACAGCAGAGCAAAUCAUCAACGAAACUAUUCGUCUUCCAUCUGCUGGAGCUAGCGGUAUAUGAACUGCGACCAAAUACUGUCUACACUUUACUGUUUGAUGUGCUGCCUCAAAACGAUAUUCCCAUUCAGGCUACAUUAUUGAAUCGCUUGUUCACGGUGAUUGGGGAGCUAGGACCCAGAUCAGAGGAGGUUCUGCUCUCGGAAGAUACUCUCGGGCGCUUCCCUCUGCACUAUGCUGCUUCAUACGGUCUUUUGUGGGAGUGCGUGGCAAUAUUUAAUGUCGCUAAAAGCUGGGACAAGGCUUCCAAAUGGUGCCUGAUUAUGCAUACUGACAAACGAGACUGUUCACCUUUUGAGUAUGCGGCUGUUGGCAACCACCGAGACGCCGUUUCAUCUGUUCUGGUUUACUUGGAAAAAGUCCUGCACGCAUCCGAUAAGGACGACGGAAUUGCACCAUUGUUCAGUCGAACACUAUUUACUGCGUUGCACUACGAGUAUGAGGAUCUGAUUGCGGUCAUCUCUCAGGCAUGCUCUCGCUUCUGUCGGACGCCCAGGAACUGUGAAGGGGCCAGCCCACUGCAUGUCGCCGCGCGUACCGGAAGGGCGGAUCGCGUCAAACAAUUGUUAGAAACCGUAUGCGUCUCUGAGCUCAGCUCGGUGGAGCCAAUCUACGGUUGGACCCCGCUAGCUGUCGCCUGUGUCGAAGGUCACCAGAGUGUCGUCGCUGUGCUUCUCGAGCAUGGAGCCGACCGGGACAUCAAGGACCACCGCGGUUGGACAGCACAGGAGCAUGCCGCUUUUCGGGGACAUCUUGCUUUGGCGAAGGGAAUGACAGGGCCAUCCAAGUGGGAGUCCGGUACCGAUGUGCUAACUGCCGCAUCAUUGGCGCAGCAGGAUGACAAUAUCAAGGCUCUACAUCAACGGCCGCAACUGGUGGUUUACCUUGGCAGCUUGCAGGAUGGAAAGCAGGUGAACCCAUUUGAAUUUCGAACACCAUCACUGAAAACAAAGACCACGAGCAAUGACCUUGCACUGAAAGUUUCUUCUCCUGGGGAUGACUCUGCCCGUCAAAUUAACAUGUCCCUUCUCGGUGACACAGCUAACGAAUCAUUCAUCUUCGAGCUUCCAACUACGGGCGAGGCAGAAUUGCGCCUAGAACUCCUCGAUUUAGGCGAUGGUCGUGGCGGCCAAGCAGAGUUGCUUGGUGGUGGUACAGUGCUGCUGAUAGACAAUCUCAAUUCCUUUGGUGAGAACCGGGAAAGUCUGGUGCGCGAGAGAACUAUUCCCAUUCUCGAGAGCAGGUCAUUCCAGGCUAUAGCUACGGUGACCUUCACAUUUCUUAUAAUCAAGCCAUUUCAGCAUCCCAACAUCCCCUCUGUGAGAGAAUGCUUUCUCCGUCAUGACGACUUUUGUCUCGUAGGACAUCGAGGCUUCGGACAAAAUGUUGCCGGGCAUGACUAUUUACAGUUGGGAGAGAACACAGUCGAGUCAUUCCUAUCAGCUGCCAGUCUGGGAGCUUCUUUUGUCGAGGUAAUGUUGAACUUCCAUAUUCUAAAUGCUCAAUUGACCAGGGACCUUGUACCUGUUGCAUAUCACGACUUUUCCUUAAGCGAGUCUGGGACUGACGUCCCAGUGCAUGAUGUGACUCUAGACCAGUUCCUGCAUGCGAGCAGAAUACAAUCCCCAAUGGGGCAUCCAACGCCCAUCUUGGGAAGCAGAUCCGACCAUAAGAAUCCACGCUCCCGGUCUCUUACCAGGGGCUACGAGCAAGGAGCGCAACAAAUGCAAGAGAGGAUGAGACACACCGUAGACUACUUGAGCAAAGGUUUCAAGCCCAACACCCGAGGCCACGUUAUCCAGGACUCAUUUGCAACCAUCGAAGAGCUACUAACCCAGCUACCGGAGAACCUUGGUUUCAACGUCGAGAUCAAGUACCCCCGAAUCCACGAAGCCACCGAAGCAGGGGUAGCCCCAGUAGCGAUCGAAAUCAACAUAUUCGUGGAUAAAAUCCUCGAGAAAGUAUUCACCCUGGGGAACAGCAGAAACAUUAUCCUAUCCUCAUUCACCCCCGAGAUCUGCAUUCUCUUAGCAUUCAAACAGCAAACCUAUCCAGUCAUGUACAUCACCAACGCCGGAAAACCCCCAGUCACAGACAGAGAGAAGCGAGCCGGUAGCCUGCAAGCUGCAGUGCUAUUCGCCCAGCAGUGGGGCCUCAAUGGAAUUGUUCUGGCCUCCGAGACUUUGAUCAUAUGCCCUCGGCUGAUCGGAUAUGUCCAGCGGUCGGGGCUCGUGUGUGGCUCGUAUGGACCACUCAAUAAUAUCCCGGAGAAUGCACAACUCCAAUUCGAUGCUGGCAUCAAUAUUCUGAUGGCCGACCGGGUCGGGCUUAUUGCUAAAGCACUGGAGGACCGGGAUGGCGAUGAUCGGCGAUUGAAGAACUAGCGGUUGCUCCGAUCGGGUGCAUAGAUAGUGGCGACAUAGAUUAUCA